Fulmarus glacialis (Northern fulmar) is the source of this 885-nucleotide messenger RNA. RefSeq names its product putative protein FAM10A4. Gene Ontology annotation, molecular function: Hsp70 protein binding. The record is from RefSeq and is a predicted model, not a curated record. Lineage: Eukaryota; Metazoa; Chordata; Aves; Procellariiformes; Procellariidae.
AUGCUGUCCAGCGUCAUCAAGCUCAAUCCACACCUUGCCAGCUCACACAUUAACAGAGCCAGCGUCUUUUUGCAGCUGCAAGAACCAACUAUGGCCAUUAGUGACUGUGACAGAGCUAUUAAACUCAAUCCCAGUUCAGCACAGGCCUAUAAAUACCGAGGAAAAGCCCUCAAGCUUUUGGGGCGUUUAAAAGAGGCUGCCUGUAACAUUUCCUUGGCUUGUAAAUUAGAUUCUGAGGCUCAGGCAAAGUUUGAGAGGGAGGAAGAGUGCAGUGAAGAGCUGGGGAGGGAUGAGAGUGAGUUGGAGACAGACAACAAAGGGGAGAUUGAUCCAGAAGAGGAUGAACCCCUAAAGAUGGGAGAUGAGAAUUUGGAGGUAACCAGCAAUAUGACGAAGCAGGCUGAUGAAAAGAAAAAGGUGUCUUUUGAUGCAUUGGGAAGAGGUGAAUUUCAAACUGCUGUUCAGCUCUUCAUUGAUGCCAUCAAACUGAACCCACGGCUUAGUACUUUGUAUGUCACAAGCAGUGUCUUUGUAUAGUUGCAAAAGCCAAAUGCUGCCAUCAGAGAUUGUGACAAAGCCAUAAAAAUCGACCUGAAUUCUGCACAGCCAUACAAGUGGAGAGGGAAAGCAUUUUGGCUCCUGGGUCACUGGCAGCAGGCUGCCAAGGACCUUGCACUGGCCUGCCAGCUGGAUUAUGAUGGAGAUACCAAUAACAUUUUGAAGGAGGUUCACAGAAGAGUACAGAAAAUUGCCAGGCACUAAAAAAAGUAUGAGGAGAAACAAAAGACAAAGCAAUCAUUGGCUGCAUUGCCAAGGGUGGGGAAAUCCAUGGCAGAUGAGGAGAGAGAUCAGCUUCCGACUUCUCAAGAAAAGGAAAAAGCAUAG